Epinephelus lanceolatus (giant grouper) is the source of this 969-nucleotide messenger RNA. RefSeq names its product doublesex and mab-3 related transcription factor 1 (gene dmrt1). Gene Ontology annotation, cellular component: nucleus. Gene Ontology annotation, biological process: regulation of transcription by RNA polymerase II; sex differentiation. NCBI's taxonomy places the organism in Eukaryota, Metazoa, Chordata, Actinopteri, Perciformes, Serranidae. Gene Ontology annotation, molecular function: RNA polymerase II cis-regulatory region sequence-specific DNA binding; DNA-binding transcription factor activity, RNA polymerase II-specific. The record is from RefSeq and is a predicted model, not a curated record.
AUGAGCAAAGAUAAGCAGAGCAAGCAGGUGCCGGAGUGCCCCGGACCUCUGUCCCCAUCCAAAGGCCACAAAUCCCCGAGGAUGCCAAAGUGCUCCCGCUGUAGAAACCACGGCUAUGUGUCUCCUCUGAAGGGACACAAGCGCUUCUGCAACUGGAGGGACUGCCAGUGUCCCAAAUGUAAACUGAUAGCUGAGAGACAGAGAGUCAUGGCGGCCCAGGUCGCCCUGAGACGGCAGCAGGCUCAGGAAGAGGAGCUUGGGAUUUGUAGUCCUGUGGCUCUGCCUGGCCCUGAGGUGAUGGUGAAGAAUGAAGCUGGAGUAGACUGCUUGUUUACUGUGGAGAGACGAUCCCCGACGCCCACCAGCACCUCCACUUCUUCUUUUGCUGUCACAGGGAGUCGCUCGGCAUUGUCCCCCAGCCCGUCGGCCGGUGCCCGGGCUCAUACUGACGCACAGUCAGACCUGCUGUUGGAAACUUCCUAUUACAACUUCUACCAGCCGUCUCGCUACCCCACCUACUAUUGCAAUCUGUACAACUACCAGCAGUACCAGGUGGAUGAUGAUAAUAUAAGGUGGUGUAGAGCUUCCAGACAGGAGAUGGUGCCAGAUAAGAAGACAGGCUCUGUCAGGGAGAUGCCUCAUGGUGAUGGCCGCAUUUCAAACCACAACAUGCCCUCUCAGUACCGUGUGCAUUCCUACUACCCAGCAGCCACCUACCUGACUCAGGGCCUGGGUGCCACCACCUGUGUGCCGCCCCUCUAUGGCCUGGAUGAUAACAACAACUGCUCUGAGACCAUGGCAGCCUCAGCUUUCUCACCCAGCAGCAUCCCCACUGGUCACGACCCCACCUUGACCUGCAGGUCCAUCAGCUCCCUGGUUAACUCUGAUGUCAACGGUCAGUGCGAGGCUGCCAGCGAGACACCAAACUUCACCGUCAACUCCAUCAUCGAGGGUGACGCCACCAAAUGA